Messenger RNA from Polistes dominula (European paper wasp), 1127 nucleotides. Its product is annotated as monocarboxylate transporter 12. Gene Ontology annotation, molecular function: monocarboxylic acid transmembrane transporter activity. The record is from RefSeq and is a predicted model, not a curated record. Gene Ontology annotation, biological process: transmembrane transport; monocarboxylic acid transport. NCBI's taxonomy places the organism in Eukaryota, Metazoa, Arthropoda, Insecta, Hymenoptera, Vespidae.
UCGAAAAAUUUGAAGAUAUAUUAAAAAGAAUAUUCGAAAUACAAUUUUAUUGGUUAGGUAUGCUGUUGAACUGCGCCAUAUUUGGUGCAAUGUUCCGUCCAUUGAAACCAACGAGAAUAAAGAUUAAACAAAAUCAAGACAACGAUGUUAUCGAAGCUAACACAACAUUUAUCGGGAAAGGUACUUCGACUACCUCAUUGCAUUAUGUCCAGUCAAACAGAAUGGGACUUUUUGGGACUAACAACAACACCGAGUAUCCAACAGCUGCACAACUUAUUGGCAGUAGUCCUAAUAUAGUAAAUGCAUCAAAAUCGAUGUUAUCACUGCACAAGGUCAACGCGAAUUCAAGAAAUUCUGAAAGAAAAUUAAAUAACACCGAGAAAAGAUUAUCCGUACCAAUUUAUCCUGAUUUAGCCGGUGAUCAAGAAGAUACCAAAUCAAUCGAAGAAGAGAACAAUCUUCUUGGUGGUGACAUGGACAGGCUUAAUGGUAAAAUACCAACGAUACGAAGACACACGAUCAAUGGUCGUAGACCUCGUGCAGACUCGGACUGCAGCCAGAAAUCUCUUCGAAUGAGCAACAGGCGAAAUACUCCGAGUAAGGACCCCCAGAGACCAUUUUAUAGAGAUGAUAUCUUCUAUGGAGGAUCUUUAAACAGAUUAGCACACUACAAGUCUCAAGUAAGCUAAAUAUUAUUCAUUUUUUUUUCUUUUUUUCCAACACGAACAAACCUAUCAUCAAUUUUACUUCAUUUUCCUUUCACCUUCAGCCUCACAUUUUCUUUUUUUUUUAUUUAUCAUCGAUCUGAACGUAAAGUUAAUUUUGUGUCUUUUUUUUUCUAAUAAUUUUUUUUUUCUCUUGACGAUGAAUUUAUUUUCUGAUCUUCAAUGUUUUUUUUUUUCUUGACGAUGAAUUUACUUUCUGAUCUUUAAUAUUUGUUUUUGUCUUUUUUGACGAUGAAUUUAUUUGUUGGUCUUUAAUCUUUGUUUUCUUUCUCUUGACGAUGAAUUUAUUUUCUAAUCUUCAAUGUUUUUUUCUUGACGAUGAAUUUAGUUUCUAAUCUUCAAUGUUUUUUUUUCUUGACGAUGAAUUUAUUCUUUGGUCUUCAAUGUUUAAUAUUUUUUUUC